Ipomoea nil (Japanese morning glory) is the source of this 978-nucleotide messenger RNA. RefSeq names its product myb-related protein MYBAS2-like. The transcript has 3 exons. NCBI's taxonomy places the organism in Eukaryota, Viridiplantae, Streptophyta, Magnoliopsida, Solanales, Convolvulaceae. The record is from RefSeq and is a predicted model, not a curated record. Bases 1 to 978 code for a protein of 325 amino acids.
AUGAAGAAAGGGCCGUGGAAAGUGGAGGAAGACGAAGUUCUUCUCAACCAUGUCAAGAAGUACGGCCCCAGAGACUGGAGCUCCAUUCAGUCCAAAGGCCUCCUGCAACGCAGCGGCAAAUCCUGCCGUCUCCGGUGGGUCAACAAACUCCGACCAAACCUCAAGAAUGGGGUGAAGUUUUCUGCGGAGGAGGAGAGGGUAGUGAUCGAUCUGCAGGCGGAGUUUGGGAACAAAUGGGCGAGAAUCGCGACGUAUUUGCCGGGAAGAACCGACAACGAUGUCAAGAAUUUCUGGAGUAGCAGGCGCAAGAGGCUGGCCAGGAUUCUCCACAAUAAUAACCAUAAUUCCGCAGCUUCAUCGUCGCAGUCUAACAUGUCGCCGGAAAAAAACUCCGUCGCCGUCGAGGAACCCCCAGCUUUUCAUCAGGCUUCAUCCCUAGAGGCACAGAAGUUGAGCUCAAUAGAUGAUGAACAAGAAGGGAUGUUAGUGUCAAAGCCACAAUCUUGUUCAUCAUCGUCGAACGUGGUCGGAAAAUCCGAGGAGGCCUGCAACGUUGUUCCGGCAAUGCCGCCGGAGAAUAUUCCGAACCCGUUCAUUUUCGAGCCUGUUAAUCUGUUUCAUCCGCACCUUCUUUCCUUCCCGGAAUUUCCACAGCUUCUGACGGACGACGGCAUUGCUCUGCCGCCGGCCAUAGAAAGCCUGCCGCAGGAUGGUUUCAACGACAACCUAGGACCAUUAUGGGAUCCGAGCUUGUUGGAUAUGUUCGGAAGUUCUGGUGCUUGUGAUGCUUCUGGGAUGGGAAAUGGUAUGCCGCAGCUUCCAUUCCCGUCGCCGUGGGGUGCGCCGGAGGGAAGUUUCCGGCGGGAGGAUGGUGUGAAGAAAGAGGCCGGAACCCUAACUCCGGAUAGCUUCAUUGAUGACUUUCCGAUCGAUAUGUUUGAUCAUAUUGAGCCGCUUCCCAGCCCAUCUGAUUGGUGA